This is a messenger RNA of Panicum virgatum (switchgrass), 1493 nucleotides long. RefSeq names its product salt tolerance receptor-like cytoplasmic kinase 1. Bases 263 to 1294 code for a protein of 343 amino acids. Gene Ontology annotation, molecular function: protein kinase activity; ATP binding. NCBI's taxonomy places the organism in Eukaryota, Viridiplantae, Streptophyta, Magnoliopsida, Poales, Poaceae. Gene Ontology annotation, cellular component: plasma membrane. The transcript has a single exon. The record is from RefSeq and is a predicted model, not a curated record. Gene Ontology annotation, biological process: protein phosphorylation.
ACUGCGUGCGUGCCCAAGGUGUACACUCUCUUUUUAAAUUAAAUACUAGUACAUCCAAAGAACAAACUAAAAAUCGUCUUUUUACACUGGCCGCUGCCGCUCAAUCAUGGCCCGGGUUUCUACUCGUUCCAAGCUGUUGCUGCUGCUGCUGCUGGAGUUUAUAUACAUAUAAAUAAAUAAAUAAACGCUAGCUGCAGCAUCAUACAGUAUAUAUCACGCGCGCGGGUCCAAUAAACCCGCACCGCUCCAACUCGUACGUACGAUGAUGCUGCUGCAAAGGCGCGGCGGCCUCCUCUGCUGCGGGUGCGGGGGCGGGGGCGGCGUGGCCGUCGGCGGGCGUGCAGCAGCAGCAACAGCCGCCUUUGGCCGGGACGGGGACACCGAUGAUGCCAAGAGCACGGCGGCGGCGAGGCAGCUGUCGUGGGCGCAGGUGGAGGCCAUGACGGGAGGCUUCACGUCGGCCGUCGUCGGCGAGGGCGGCUUCAGCACCGUGUACCUGGCGCGCCUCGGCGGCUCCCUCGCCGCCGUCAAGGUCCACCGCAGCGGCGAGCGCCUCCACCGCGCGUUCCGCCAGGAGCUGGACGCCCUCCUCCGCGUCCGCCACCCGCACAUCGUGCGCCUCCUCGCCUUCUGCGACCAGCGAGGUAGUACGGGCGGCGUGCUGGUGCUGGAGUUGGCGCCGAACGGCAACCUGCACGACCAGCUCCACGGCGGCGACGGCGGCGGCAAGCCACCGAUGCCGUGGGCGCGGCGGGUGUCGGUGGCGCUGCAGGUGGCCCGCGCCCUCGAGUACCUCCACGAUCGGUGCGUGGUGCACGGCGACGUCAAGGCUUCCAACGUGCUGCUGGACGCCGGCAUGGCCGCCAGGCUCUGCGACUUCGGGUCGGCGCGCGCGGGGUUGUCCUCGGCCCGCCCGCCGCGCGCCGUGCCCGUGCUGCUGGGCUCCCCCGGCUACGUGGACCCGCACUACCUCCGCUGCGGCGUGGUCACCAGCAAGAGCGACGUCUACAGCUUCGGCGUGCUGCUGCUGGAGCUGCUCACCGGCGUGCAGGCCUUCUGCGACGGCCGGCUCCUGACGGCGGCCGUCGCGCCCAAGAUCGCCGACCCAUGCAAGCUCGUGGACCAGAGGCUGGGGUGCCGCUACGACACCGACGAGGCGGCGGCCAUGGCUGCGCUGGCGGCCGCGUGCGUCGGGGACAACCCGACCCUCCGGCCGUCGAUGGCCGACGUGGUGCGGACCCUGGAGGCGGGCAGGCGCCCGGGAAGCAGCACCUAUACAUCGUCGACCCUGUGACGAUAGAUAGUACGUAUACGGUAUACAUACCACAACUCCUGCCAGCUGGCUCCUGCAAUCAGCACAAAAAAAAAUGUAUAGAUUCUAGUAUAAACCUGUUGGAUAUAUAUAAUGGACGAGAUCAAAUUUGUUUAUUGUUGUCGUGUCACAAAAUUGUCCAAUGAAAAAAAGUAUCGCAAUGGCAAUGUUCUACCUAACA